Molecule: messenger RNA, 1348 nt
Organism: Hyposmocoma kahamanoa
Lineage: Eukaryota; Metazoa; Arthropoda; Insecta; Lepidoptera; Cosmopterigidae
Exons: 4
Coding region: 7-1167 (386 amino acids)
Biological process (GO): protein ubiquitination
Molecular function (GO): zinc ion binding; ubiquitin-protein transferase activity
Source: RefSeq, a predicted model, not a curated record
GAAAAUAUGCCAAAUACCAGACGACGUCGAUUUUCCGUUCAACGAGAUAUUGCUGGACGGAACCAAAAUAAAAUCCAAAAUGGCCAGCAAUCCAGUCGUUCCGAUGCUGACGUUGAACUGGAAAUGGCAGUUCAAACCUUAAACCUAGCUGCAAAAUCAAAUAAAAUUAAAAACAAGAUCAAUCCAACCAUAAGUAAACUAACUCCUCUUGAAAUGGUCGCUGAGUGUGAUAGCUCAAUAUCACUUUUUAAAAAUGUCUCUAUUAACCAGGAUAAAAACGUAGGAGCCAGUUCCAGCAACAUAGAUCUGUACGCCAUGAUAAGUGCUGUUGAAACAAGUGAUACAAGAGAUGUUGUAGAAACAAGUGUUGCAAGUGAAGCACGAGAUACUGCAGAUUCACGCAAAGAUCCGAAACAAACUGUUUCCGAUGUACCUCGUAGAGAAAAACAUCCUCGUCAUCACCGAGUAAAAGUUAGGAGCCCCAAACGUCGUAUGAUAAUUGCCGAACAUCUUAAAACUGAGACAGAGGAAAACAAAGUUUCUCAAGGAACAAAUCCGAUAGAUUUUGACCAGGAAUUGGAGGUGUAUAUAGAUCAUGUGAACGUGUCUAAUACUGAACCGACUGGAGAGGAGAGAGUGAGUAACCACUCGAUGGACCAUAUGUGUAGAAUUUGCCAUGGUGGGGAGGCAUUGUCUCCGGAUCUCGGGCAGUUAGUAUCAGCUUGUUCUUGCCGCGGUACAGUCGGUCGCGUUCAUGUGAAGUGUCUAGAAAGGUGGCUAACUGAAUCUGGGAAGUCGAGAUGUGAAUUGUGCGGCACUCGCUACGUGACUAGAAGAGUACACAGAUACGGUGUUCCAAGAGCUUUGGUUAUGUGGAUCCUCAGUCAAAAUGCUAAACAGAUGGUGGAUAGCUUGGGCAUAAUGUUGAUGUCUCCUCUCGCGGUGCUGGCAGCUUGGUUAUCAGGCCGUACGUUAGCAGGUCUGAUGACCCAGGAUAUCCACGUGACUCCUUGGCCACUAGCUUCCACCUUUGUGUUGGCUUGCAUGACACUUGUUUGUUACUAUUGCUGGAUAGUGUCAGCAGCGACCCGACACGCUCUUGGCUGGUGGAUAUGGUACCGUUCCCAGUACGAAGUGCGCCUCCAAUUACAAGAAAACAAUGAAUAAUAGAUAUAUUGCCACUUCAUUUACUCAAGAAUCAUGUUCCAUCUUGGUUAGUCAUUAUUCAUUGCCCUUUUUUAAAUUGUCGGAAAUCAUGUUAAAACUCUCAAUAAAUUCUUAUUUAAGACGGUUUUUUAUAAUUUAUUACAAUAUUAUCGUUAUAACCAGUAAGAGGAAUAAAGAGUUA